AUGAAAGUUGCGUAUUCAGAGACUACAAUACGAUUGAAUCCUGAAUAGCCUUAUUGGAUAGAAGAAUUUUCGAGAUUAGAUUUAAUUAUUUAAGAGGGUGUAGUGUAUAGAUGGUGUUCAUGGUUUCAAUACCUUCCUUUAAGUUCGAUAGUUUACGCUGAUUAAUUUGGAGUAUUAGAUAGCAAUUGUUAUCAUUUAUUUAGCUCUGUUGAGAAGGAAUCAAAAUAGUUAAAUUUCUUACAUUAAGAUUGUUUAGAUGUAAUAGCAAUGACUAUCACUAAAAUAAUUUAAUUUAUAGAUAGUGAUGAUUAACAAUAUAAUUUUGAAAUCAAUAUAAGUACUUUUGAAUAUGAAAAUUAAUGGUACUAUUUUGAUUUUAUUUUAUUUCCAAAUGAGAAUUAAUUUUAGAUAAUAAUAAUAAAGAAUCAAUAAAUUAUUAAAGAUGAAAUCUUAAAUGUAGUACCAUUUUCAAAUGUUAAAUUACUUUAGAAAAUAGGAGGAAGUCUACUAGUUGAACAAUCUAGAUUAAGAAAUAUUGAAAGGGGAAUGAAGUUUGCAUCAUUUCCAGGUAAGAUUAUUCCAAUUAACAAUGAUAAUGAUGUAAAAGAUUUUGCUAAUUAUGCUAUCGAAUUUAUUGGGUCUAAUAUAAUAUGUAUAUGUGAAAGCAAUAAUUAAAAUAAUAAUAUAGGUGAUCAUGAUUUUUUAGAAUUAGACUUAAUAAUUUAUAAUUCAUAAUAUCCAAAUUGCAAUUCAUUUCUAUUAUCUGGAUGGUUUAAAAUAAAAGAUAUUAUCUAAAGUGAUAUUAAAAUGACCUAUUAAUUUAUUAAAGUGUCAUCAAAUUUGUAAAGUAGUUAACUUUCUAAUGAAAAUUUAUCACCAUUUUAACUAUUUUACUAUAUAUAAGAAAAUUCUAAAAAAUUGAUAAUAACAAGUUAUAGUUAUUAAUUUCCAUCUGUAAGUUUAGAUUUUAUAAAUAAUCCUUUUUUAAUAACAAGAGAAUUUAAUAUUAAUCAUAAUAUUUAAUUAUGGCAUCUUAUAUAUGUAAAAUUAAUAGAGAAUGACUUUUAUAUUAAUAUCAAAUUUUAUGAUAAAAAACAAGUAUAUGAAUACAGUAUAUAAUUGAUGGUAUAUCAAUUUCAUCAAAUAUAUUAUAAACUUAUAUUAGGAAAUUAUUAAUAAUCAACUAAUAACUAUAUAAAUAUUAUAGGAAGAAACUUAUAUUUAUUUAAUUGCGAUACAAAUUUUUUAUAAUAAAAUUGUCAUUAUAGUUGUUAAGAAUGUGAUGGUCCCACAAAUGAAGAUUGUUUAUCUUGUUCAUUAGAUUCAAAAAGAAUUUAUCUUCCAGAAUAUAAAUAAUGUAUUUGUCCAUAUUUUACAAUUGAAGAUUAUGAUUGUAAGAGUUAUUCAGAUUUAAAUUUGUAAUUAAUUUCUCAUAUAGAAUAAAAUUUGGAAUGUAAAUAUGGAUAAUUUGAAAUAGAUGGAUUAUGUUAUGAUUGGUAUUUCUAUAUUAUUAUUAUAGUCCUGGAAUAAGAAACUAAGAAUUUAUAACUUGUUUAGAAUGUAUAUUAAAUCCAAAAGAAUGGAUUUAGAAUCCAACUUGUUAAACUAAUUUAUAAUUAAAUAAAGAUGGAAGUACUUCAAAAGUAUAGAAAAAUUCAUGGCAAUAAUAAUAAUAAUAUUACAUAUUUAAUGGAAUUAAUCUUGAAUUAUGUGCAGAAUGUGUAAAAUCAAAUUUACUAGAUUAAAAUAAUAUUAAUGAAGAUAAUAAUGUUAAAUUACAAUAAUUUAAAUAGUUUUGUUUUACUUAAGUAUAUUCUAAUUAAUGUUAUAAAUGUGAAUUACCUAAUUGUUUAAUAUGUAGUAUUUAAUUAACAGGAGCAGUAUGUCUAAUAUGUGAUUGGAUGAGUGAUUUAAUAAAUGGAUUAUGUAAUGUAAUUAAAUUUGGAAUAAAGGAUUAAAAUAAUUGUAUAUCACCCUAUUAUAUAACUUCAAAUUAAUAUUGUAAAAUAUGUCCAAUAAAUAAAUGUUUGCAUUGUUUUGAAUAUGUUUCUGAUGACUUAACAAAAUGUACACUUUAUAAGGACUUCUAGAUAUUUAAUGGAGAUGAUAAUCUAAAAGUAGGAUGUGCAUUAUGUGAAAAUGGAUAUAUUUUUGAUUUUUAAUUGGGAAUGUGUUUGCAAUAGAGUUCUAAAAUAGAAACUUGUUUAAGAAGUUAUAUUAAUUAAAAAGGUACAGAAAUAUGCACAUUAUCAUCUAAAGAAGACUUUUCAGUAGCAAGAGAAAUAAUAAAUUGUGAAAAAUUAAUCUCUAAUUGUCUUUAAUGUUUCAUUACAGUUUAAUCAAUAUUGAGAUGUAUCAUUUGCAAAGAAGGUUACACUAGUACAACUACAGAAGCGAAUGGAAGAUGUUAUAUUAAUAAAUUAUAAUAUGCAAAAAUAAGUAUAGAAGGUGAUUAUUACUUAAAAGAUGCGUGGAUGUAAAGAAUUCAAAGUUUUAUGGGAUCAUUUUUGCCAAAUUCUUAUUUUUAUCCAACAUCAAAUUCUUAUUUUAUUGGAGAAAUAGCAAUAUCUUGUUUAGAUGGGUAUUAGUUAGUUGAAUAUCGAAGAUGCAUUAAAUAUUGUAAUUCUGAUUGUAAAUAAUGCAAAUUGAAUAUUUCACCUCCAUAUUUUUAUUGCAAUCAAUGUCUAUUAGAUUAUUAUAAAAAACCUUAGAGAGUUGAAAAGAAUGGAUAAUGUUUAAAAUGCUCCCCAUUAUGUGAAUUUUGUGAAUCAAGAACUCUUGAUGAAAUAUCUGUAAUAUAUUUAUUAAUACUAGUUAAUUUAACCUAAUUUUAUUGUGAAUGAGAAAAAUGAAUAAUAUACAAAAAAAUGUAUUCAACAUAUAUUUGAUCCAAAUGUUACAAUUUAAGCAUAAUAAUUAAUUCCCUUAUUUUGUUUAAAUGAAAAAUGUUCUAAUGCUUUGUUAUAUCAAUUUUACUGUUAUUUAGAUUCUUCUGCAAUUGAUAGCAUUUUAACUACAUCAAAUAUCAAUUACCUAAAUUAAAUUGGAGUUUAAACAAUCAUUAUUCAACUUUAAUAUACAUAAUCAUAUGAAUAUUGUGAUGGUGCAAUUUAAAUCAAUGCAAUCUAACUUAAAUAAAAUAUAUUUUCCUUAAGAACUACUAAUUUAACUAUAUUUGGAAAUGAAGUUUAAUUUAAAGUUGCCAUAUCAGAUUUUAGUAUUGACAACUUUGAUAUUGUAUAAAUGUUUAAUUUUACAAUAAAUCUACAAAAUUUACCUUUAAAUUUUUUAGGAAAUACAAAAUUGAAAUUAAAAAUGAAAAAUAUAAAGAUUCUUGGAAAUGAAUAAAAUCAAACUAAUAAAUUACUUAAUUCAAAUUAAUUUGGUAGUAUUAUUUUAGUAAAUAUUACAAUAAUUAAUAUUGUUUUUACAGAAUCAUCAUUUUUUAAAAUAGAAUCUUUAUAAAUAGAAGAAUAAGUGUAAAUUAAUUAUUUAUUAAUUUUUAAUUGUACAUUUAUUAAUACUGAUCUAUUUUUAAUUACAAAUAGUUAAUUAUCCAUAUAAAUAGACAACUUAAAAAUUGAAAAUUGUACAUUAUUUAAUUCAUCAAUUUUAAAAAUGAAACAAAAUUAAAUUGUAACAAAUAUAACUUAAAUAUCAAGAAUUCUAGUUAUAAAUUGUAAAUUAGAUCAUUCUUACAUUAUUAAUUAUUAUGAUUAAUUUAAAUUAGAACUUUUUAACUUAUAAAUCGAAUAGAACAUAUUCUAUUAUUCAAGCUUUUUAAGUUUUAAUUAUAAUAUGUCUUUAAUUGAUUUUAAUGUUUAAAAUAAUAUUUUAGAUAAUUCUAUUUUAAUAAAAGCAAAUGAUAUUAAUACUACAAAUUUUGUGAUAUUUUCAAUAGAUAAAUUUAAAGUUGUUAAUAUAAAAUUAAUAAAUUCAAAUUUAAUUUAUUUCAUUUCAUAAUUAUCUAAUAUGAUAAUUCAGUUUAGUAAUUUUAUUCUUGAAAAUAUUGAAACAUUAGAAACUAAUAAUUAAUAAUAAUAUCUAUUAAAAAUUACUCACUCUUUUAAUUGCUCUAUUAAAUAAGUUUAAAUUCUAAACUCUAAGAAUUUUCCAAUAUUUUCUUUUUUUGAAAAUAAUGAGAUAUUAAUAGAAAAUCUUAUAUUUUAAUAAAAUUAAUAAAAAAAUUAGAUUACUAAUUGCUAAUAGAAAUAUUAAUUUAAUAAUUAACUAUUGUUUAUUUAAGGAUUUUCAUAUAUUAAACUAAAUUAACUUAAAAUAUUUAAUUAUUAAAAUUUCAAUUAAGCAUUUAUUGAAAUAAUUUCAUAUUUUUAACAUUUAGAAAGUAUUAAUGAAAAAAUUGAGAUAUCUGAUACUCUAAUUGAAAAUAAUAUAAUAUAAAAAGUAUAUUAAAAGAAUAUGUUAUCAAUAAUAAGUAUAUAUUCAAAAAAUAAAUAAUUUAUUUUAUUUGAAAACUUGUAAUUUAAACAUAACUUUUUUCAUUAAUAUCAGGAUGAUCCAAAUGAAAAUUUUGCUAGUUUAGUAUAUAUAGAUUCACCAUAAGCUUAAAUAAUUAUUAAUAAUUUAUUUUGUAAAGAAAAUGCUAUAACUAAUUCAUCUACAUCAUUUAUUGUAAUAAUUUCACAAUCAAUAUUAUUUAUAAACAAUACUAUAAGUUAUCAUAAUGUAAUUAAUUAAAAAUUAUGGAGUUAAUUUUAUGAAUUUGAGCUUGGUAUAUAAUAUGAUUAAGAUCAGAUUAACUAAAUUAUUCAAUAAAUUUAUCCAAUAUAUGUAUAAGGAGGAGUAGCAAAAAUUAUUUCUGAGUAAUUUAUUUGCCAAAAUUCAAUAUAUUAACAUAUUUUAGCUUUGACUAGUGCCAUCUUUGAUAUUAAACUUAAGGUUAAGGAUUUAUAUAAUUUAUUAACAUUUCAAUUGAAUCAAUCUAUUCUAUAUAUUAAUAAGGAACAGAUAAUUUUGGUUGUAUAAAUAUUAAUUCUCUAAAUAGUAAUUUAAAUUUAUAGGUAUCUAAUGCCAAUUUUCUAAAUGUAGUAAAUGGAAUGAGUACUGUUAUAUUUUCUAUUAGUCCAUCUUAAAGAAAAGCAAAAAUAUUAUUAUUGGAUAUAAAAGUGAUUAAUUGUUUUUCAUUCUUAAAUCAAAUAAUGAAAGUCUAAUUUUCAUUAAACAAAAACAAAAAAUAAUUUAAACUAAAAAUGUUAAAUAUUACUCUAAUUUUUGAAAAAUCAGCUUGGAUUAGAUAUUUUUAAUAAUUUGGACAAUUUACUGAAAUUACUGAGAUUAAUGGAGAUGAUGGAGUUUUUAAUAUUAUUGGAGGAUAAGUUAUGAUUGAAUAAUUUAUUAUUUAAGGUAUCAUAUUAUCCUAGAUUUUUUAAAUUGUUAAUUCAAAUCAAAUUUUGAUGAAGAAUGUUUAAAUUAGUGAUAUUUCUGCUUUCUAUUAAUUGCCAUUAAUUUUUAUUAAUUAAUAAUUAAAUUCGAUAGUUAUACUUUAAAACAUAAUGAUUUAAAGAUUUUCUAUUUAUUAAAUGAAUUAUAUUGAAGAAAACAUAGAAAAUACAGAAAACAUAUAAUAAUAUGUAAUUGUUGAAUGCUAACUUAAAAAAUUAAUCUUAAUUGAUAAUUAUAGUUCUUAAAAUUUUAUAAAAUAAAAUAUCUAAUUAUUAUAGUAAUAAUCAACUAAAAUAGGUUAUCCAUUAAUUCAAUUUAUAAGUUAAAAUUAUUAGGUCAGGUUUAUUAUAAAUUAAGUAAAAUUAAUACAAAACAAUUGUUUAAGUUGUUCAAAGGGAAUUCUGUUUUUUGAUCUUAAUAUAUUUAAUUAUGUGGAAAUUAAUGAGUUUUUAUGUAUUUACAAUUCAAUCAAAGAGAAUGGAUGUAUAUAUUUUAAAGGUAACUCCUAGAACUAUAAUAAAAAGGUUACAGUACAUAAUUCUGAUUUCAUUUUAAAUAAUGGCAGUCAAGGUGGUGCCAUAAUGGCUGAAAAUAUAACUUUGUUUAUAAACAAUUGCAAAAUAAUUGGAAAUACAGUAAGCUAAUUAGGGGGAGGUAUAUAUGCUAAUAUCAAUAAAUCUGAAAUUAAAAUAAAUAAAUCUAUUUUGAUUUUGAAUAAGGCUAAAGUAGGAGGAGGAAUUUAUUUUGCAAAAUAAAAUAAUUUAAAUGAAGAAAACUUUUCAUAAACCUAUUUACUUUUUAACCAUGGUGAGACUUAUGCAAAUAAUUUAGUUGAGACUCCAACUCAUUUAAGUCUUUCUAUUAAUCAAAUGGAUAUGAUGUCUGAAUAAUUAGAUAUUAAUAGCAAUGUGAUAUUAAUUUCAAAAAUUAAACCAUAUAAUAUUAUUGAAUAAGGUAAUUUAUUAAAAGCAAAACAAAUAAAAAUUCCAAGUAAUUAGAAAAUAAAUAGUUACAAAAUAUAUGUUCCAUAAUUAUAAAUAUAUGUAAAUUAUAUUGAUAUUAUGCUUAUAUCUUUUAAAAAUCGAUUUAAUGAAAAAUUAGAAGAUUUAAAUUAUUCAUAUUGUUAAGUUAAAACAGCAAUUGUUUAUGAAAAUAAUCGGAGUGUAUCAUAAGAGAAAAUACUAUAAGAUUUGUAAUUAGAUUUAAAAAAUAAGGCUUUUGAUUUGAGUUCUCUAUCUUUUAGUUUUGAUCCUUACAAUUAAAAUUAAUCUUUAUUAUAGAUAGGAUUAAAUUGUUAUUUUGAUUAGAGUGAUUAAAAAUUAUAAUAUUUAAUUUAUGCUAAAACUCUAAAAUGUUAAUUGGGAGAAUUUUAUAUUGAUAAAGGUUGUUAAAAUUGCUAAUCAAAUUAAGGAUUUUAUUCUGUAACAUAUAACACUACUAAAUGUUCAAUAUUUGACAAAUAAAAAUUUGAAAGUAUUUCAUCUAAUUAAAUUAAAUUGUUAUAAGGAUAUUGGAGACCGAAUUAUCUUUCAGAUUAUACAGAAUAUUGUUUUAAAAACCCAACAUUUUGUAUUGGUGGUUGGGAUGUUGGACAUAAUUUAUGUAGUUUGGGACAUAUAGGAGCAUUAUGCGAAGAAUGUGAUAUUUUUGAUUAAAGAGGGAAAGGAUAAUUUUAUAAAGAUUUAUAAGAAUUUUAAUGUUAAGAAUGCAAUAAAAUUUGGAAAAGUAUGUUAUCUUUUAUAUUUACUUCAAUAUGGUAUUAUUAUUAUAUUAAUAAAUAUUAAGGUCGUUUCUUUCAAUAUUAAUAACUUUAAGAAGUAUUGAUAAAUCAAAUAAAUUGUUCUCAUCUCUUAAGAUUGGAUAAAAGUAUAGUAAAAUCAUAUUUAAAUUAAAUUAAGGUAAUUUAAUAAUUAAUAUUAAUAGAUCAUGAAAGUAUUCUAAUCAAAAUGUUACUGAAUUAUCUAUGGAUAUUUUCAGUUAUUUUUAAUUUUAAUAUCAGUUUUUCUAUUUCAUUUAAUUUUAUUGAACAAACAAGUAAUACAUUAUUUGUUAUGAUUAAUAAUUUGGAUUGUUAUCUAUCUUAAAUCUAAAAUAUAGAAUUAAUCUAUUUAAGAUUAAUAUUUAUGUUAAUAUUGAUUAUAAUUCAACUGUUAAUUAUUUGGGCAGGAUUUACAAUUUAGGCUAAAUUUAAAAAAUAACUAUUGAAUAGAAGUAUUAUUUCUAAUACCUUGCUAUAUUUAUAUGUGUCAAAUUAUGCUGCUUUAAUUAAAUAGUAAUUAUAUACACUAUUAUCUAGGUUCUGUUCUAUCAUUUCUAAAAGAUAGAUUUCAUAAAUUUCCUAUAUCUAAGGAGAUGUAUCUCUUCUAUUUGGAACUCCUAAUCAUAUAUCCUGGAUUAUUUGCUUUGCGAUACCAGGCCUAGGAAUUUUUGGUCUCUUUAUCCCUUUCUCCUUAUUUUUUAUUAUGUACAUAAAUCGAGCAUAAUUGGAUUAAAUAAAACUCAGAAGACAUAUUUGCUAUCUAUUUAAUGAAUAUAACAGUGAAAGUUAUUAUUGGGAAUUAAUUAAACUAUCAAAAAAAACUAUUAUCAUCAUAAUAUUGACAUAUUUUGAAGGAAAUAUAUUUUUUAAAGCAUCACUUCUAGGUUUGUGUUUGCUGGUUUAUUAAAUGGCAGCAGUAAAACAAUAACCUUAUAUUAUUUCAAGUUUGAAUUUCUUAGAUGUUCAAACAGGGUAAAUUUGUUCUAUUACUAUAUUCCUUGCUGGAGCAAAUUAUGUAUGUGAAUAGGAAAAUUACUCAAAUUUAUCAUUACCUCUAUAAAUUUGUAUAGUGCUUCUUUGUGUUAGAUUAUGUUACUCCUUUAUAAUAAACAUUUUUAGAGUUUAUUUAAAAAAAUAUAAAGUACUUUGUGUCGAAGUAAUGUAUAAAAUUUGUAGAUUUCUAAAAGCAGAUUGUUUUCUUACUGUAUAUUUAAAUAAUCAACUCAAAAAACUAAAUUAAAGAGAAUAGCGUCUAAGAAAUAAUUUUAUAAAAAUGCGUUGUCAUUUAAUGUCAAUGUCAAAGGCUUAGAUAGGACAUUAAAAGUAAUAUAGAAUUAUAAAUAGGCAAAUUAUUUCAUUGAUUAAUUCUUAAUCAACAAUCAGAUAUCGAUAAACUAUCGUAGAUGUAGAAAUGAACAAAUUGAUAAGUACUUGA
Paramecium primaurelia is the source of this 8597-nucleotide messenger RNA. The record is from the annotation of a GenBank genome assembly. Lineage: Eukaryota; Ciliophora; Oligohymenophorea; Peniculida; Parameciidae.